Molecule: messenger RNA, 1581 nt
Organism: Schistosoma spindalis
Lineage: Eukaryota; Metazoa; Platyhelminthes; Trematoda; Strigeidida; Schistosomatidae
Source: the annotation of a GenBank genome assembly
CAACGAGAUUGCGGAAGUACCGUUUAAAACGCCUCGAUUUAUCGUUUGUGUAAGGAACUUUGAUGAAGAUAAGGAAAUUGUUCGAAAUAUCAUAAUUUAUAAAUGAAAACUCCAAAAUCAAAACAUAAAAGAUCCCCCAAUGAAAUUGAUAUUGAUAAUCAUUCAUCAAUAAAUGAUCAAUUAUUUUUAAUUUUAUCAUUAGAUACCGCUGAAAAUUUUUUAAAUCAUUUAAAUAAUCAUAAACAACUUAAAUUAGAAAUACAAAAUUAUUUAGAAAAAUCAAAUUUAUUAUUACAAAGACCAAAUUUACCAUUUAAUUCAUCAUUUAUAAAAUCGAAUUUAUUUAAUCAACAAAAUAAUCAAUUAAAUUCAAUAAAUUUAAUUGAUAAUAAUUUUAAUAAAAUGGAACCUAAAACAUCAUUAUGGGAUUGUGCAUUAAUUAAUUAUUUUAUUGAAUGUAUUCAAUGGUCAAUAACUAAAUGGAUUAAUGAAUAUUAUAAUUAUAAUAAUAAUAAAUUUAAUUUAAUUGAUAAUAAAAUUCAUCAUUCAAUGUUUCAAUCAUUAUCGAUUACUACUACUACUAAUAAUAAUAAUGAUAAUAUAGAAAAAUUAAUUUGUAUUAUCAUUAGUUUUACAAUGGCUUAUAUAUUAUUACGUCAUUUACAAUUAUGGCAAUUAGCAAAUAAACAUUUAUAUAUUAAUCAAAAUAAUGAAAAUAAUAAAACUACCUGUUUAAUAGGAUCCAUUCGUUUCUUUAAAUCAUUAUUUCAAUUAUCACCUGUGUACAACACGAACAAUACUACUACUACUACUACUACUAAUAAUAAUAAUAAUAAUAAUAAUAAUAAUGAAAUGGAUGAAAUUAAUCUUAUAAAAUUUGAAAAACAAUUUACUGGUUAUUUAUUUAAUCUUGAUUCAAUGGCGGCAAAAUUAUUAAUAGAAUAUUUUUCAAAAAUUUUUUUAAAUAAACAUCAUUUAUUAGAGAAAGUAUUUGGACCGUAUACAGCAACAAAUCAAAAAUUAAUAAAAAUUCCUUGUCCACUUUAUUUUGAUACUUUAUUGGAAACAUUUGAAACAUCAACAGAUUCUAUAUGGCCAGCUCCAUUAUCUGAAGCUAUUCCACUUAAAUUUAUUUCAAAAUAUCCUGAAUUAUUUCCUGAAAAAGUAACUAAAUGGUUAAAAAUUCUUAAACCAGAUAAUAUUCCGAAAGAAAUUCAACAACAACAACAAGAUCAACAACAAGAAGAUCAACAAAAUGAACAAUCUAUAUCUUCAGAAAAACAAAUUCAAAUUAAUUCAACAAUAGAUGAAUUAAAACAAAACGAGUUAAAUUCAAUAUUCAAAUAUCUUACUUCUAUUGAUACAUUAAAUUUAAAUGAAUUAAAUGCAAUCAUUCAAGUAAAUCAAACAGAAUUGGAUAGUAUUAUACAAAAGUUAUUCACUGAACUAUCUAUAAAAUAUUCUAAUAAUGAUUAUUUAAAUAAAAUAAAACAGAAACAAAUUGAAUUAGGUAAACAAUUAAUUGAUAGAGCAAAACUUAGAAUUAGUGAAUGGAAUAAUCAUCCAAAUGAAUUAAAAUAA